CAGUAAACUUGUACGUCUUGUUCCCCAAAACAGCAGCCGAGGGAGGAGAAAGCAGAUGGAGGGACUGUGAAGUACCUGGCCGCACAUUUACGCCGAAAAACAGACAACGCUUUUGCUUUCACUUCCUCAGCGUGGACCCACUCUUUGGGAUAGGAAGCUGCCCUUUCGCCAUGGCUGCUGCCGCUGUUGCCACGUCUUCCAAAGGCAGCCUGAGAGAGGACCUGACGUGUGCCAUAUGCUGCGAUCUGUUCCGGGAACCUGUCAUGUUGGCCUGCAUGCACCACUUCUGCAAACCCUGCAUCUCCAGGUACUGGAGGGGCGCUCAGGGUCCCGUAAGCUGCCCACAGUGCCGCAAGGAGUUCAGCACCAAGCAGUUUCAUACGAACUACCUUGUGACAGCCAUGGUGGAGAAGGUCCGGGCCACCACUUCGGACUCUUACAUCAAGAACCUAGAGAAGCAACUGAAAGAGACUUUGGAGAGCCAUCGCUUGAAGAAGGAGGCCUUCAUCAACAGUAUUCGCAGAGACAAAGACAAGAUGGAUACCAUAAAGAGAGUCGGGGCAGAUCUGCAGGCUCGUGUCAAAGGGGACUUCAGAGCUCUCCAUCAGAUCCUGCACGAUGAGGAGACCUGCAUGUUGGAACAGCUAAGGAGAGAGCAGGAGGAGGAGCUGGAGAAAGUCCAGCGCCACCUGGAGGCCAUCGAGCUGGUCGUGAGGGAGCUCGAGGACAGUAUGAGGGCGCUACAGCGGGCUAGCGCGGACACUGAGAGCGUCGUACUGACUGAGCUCCCGCAGCUAAGGCCAUGUGUGCAGGUGGAUGUUGCAGUGGAGUUUGAUAUAAACACUUUUAGCAACAAAUACAUGGCCCCCUUGCAGUACAUCACAUGGAGAAGGAUGUUCAAGUCUUUGAAGCCAGGUCUGUCCCCAUUAACGUUUGAUGCCGACACGGCGCACCCCAGCAUCCACAUUUCCAGGGACAAAACCGUGGCAGUCGAAUGUGACGUCGCGGUCCCACAUACGGACCACAACAAGCGCUUCCUCCAGUGUGUCAACAUCCUCGCUGCCCAGGGCUUCCAGUCAGGCCGACACUACUGGGAGGUAGAAGUGGCUUCCAAACCCAAGUGGGACAUAGGUGUGGCCUCUGAGUCUGUAGACAGGCACGCUCGGAUCAAGCUGAGCCCCGAAAGCGGCUACUGGACGCUGCGGGUUCGCAACGGGAACGAGUACUCCGCCGGCACUCAGCCCUGGACGAGGCUGCGGCUCAGCUCUUCCCCUCAGAAGAUCGGGGUUUUCUUAGACUGCGAGGAGAGGAGGGUGUCCUUCUACAACGCCGAUGACAUGAGUCUGCUCUACUCGUUCACCAACGGGCCGAGGGGCAAGGUGUUCCCCUUCUUCAGCCCAUGCAUUUGUGACCGCAGUCAGAAACCUCAGCCUAUCAAACUCCUCCACUACCCUUCUGUCGCUCUGUCUGGCUAAUGUGGGCGGAUUCAAUCAGUAUGUAAGACCUGUCCAUUCACUUAUCCCCCAAUGCCUGUUAUCACUCGGCUAAUGUAAGACACUGCUGCUAUUUGUAGCAGUAUGAGUAUAACAUUUUAGACUGUUCUCAUAUUUUCCAUGCUAUAAUGAUCAGAUAUUGCUCGAUGCUGAUGUUUUCCAAAUGUGAAAUGAACCUUGAAAGCCUUGAAAUGUUAUGGAAAUUGCCAUAUCUACCAUAUAAAAAUGCCAUUGUGCUGUUAUCAUGCUGAGGAGGCUCAUUCAUUUUGCAGGAAAAAUCAGCAGAAACACAAUAAAAACAAAUAUUCAACCGUUGUAGGUUGAAUAUAGUGACGCCUGGAUGCAUCCUAUUUACAUUACAUUUUUAGACAUGCUGGAUCUUCACUGUUCAACUGAAUAUUUUACAUAGAUGGAGAUAGUUGACCUUUCAAAUGAUAAUCUGAGUAAUUAUCUCUCAUCAUGUCAGACUAUCCUUAGGGUCGCUUGUAAAAGGUUUUUUAAUCACCAUUGAGUUCAAUCAUUAUGAAGGAAUUGUGCACUUUAUUGUGAGAUUUUAUAUUUGAUUAAAUGGUUCUUCAUGUGUAUUACAUGAAAUGAAACUGCAUUUUUAUUUCGUAUGUAAACUCACAGCACCUUAUGAGUUCUUUAGCUGAUUUGUAGCAGCUCCUCUUUGAUUUGUCAUUAUUUCACUUACAUACAUGUGCCUAAAUUUGAACACUCGUGAUUGUUAUUUUUUGAUUACUCAAGGAUAUUACUGAAAUGUAGUUCUUUGUAGCACAUUUGACAUUGUUGUCAAUGUGUGCCAAUUACGUGUUUGAUCAUUUCCUGCUAAAGACCCAAACAGUUAUUGUAAAACCUGCUGACGCAAAUAAUAAAGCCAAAUCACUUUUUCUUUCCUAAACAAA
Morone saxatilis (striped sea-bass) is the source of this 2398-nucleotide messenger RNA. RefSeq names its product tripartite motif containing 105 (gene trim105). The coding region runs from base 171 to 1475 and encodes 434 amino acids. The record is from RefSeq and is a predicted model, not a curated record. NCBI's taxonomy places the organism in Eukaryota, Metazoa, Chordata, Actinopteri, Moronidae. Gene Ontology annotation, molecular function: protein binding; metal ion binding. The transcript has 7 exons.